UGCCCCAAGAUGUCGUCUGUUCCCGGCAUGAUCGGUUCUAUCGAUCAUUACCAUCGAGGCAAGUCUUUUGCUAAUUAUGUUGAGCGAUUUGAAGUCAUGUGCAAACUCAACAAGGUGGCUUCAGAUGCAGAUAAGUUGUCGUGGUUUAUCUCUGUGAGUGGCGAGGACGUUUUUGAUGAAAUUAAAUUGAUUUUUCCUAAGCAAGAAAUUGAAAAACUUGAAUUUAAGGAGGUUGUUAAGCAGCUGAAAGGCAGGUUUGAUAAAGCUGUGCCAGCCAUGAUGUAUCGAUUUGAUUUUUACAACCGUUUUCAACUUCUUAAUGAAAGUUCUGAGAAUUUUGUACUCUCAGUAAAACUUCUCGCUGAAGAUUGCAACUUCAAUGCAUUUAAAGAUGAGGCUCUUCGCGACAAACUUGUUAUGGGCAUUAAAGACAAACGUUUGCAACAUAAACUGCUAGAAGAAGAAGAUUUAAGCUUGGCGCAGGUUGAAAAGAUGGUAAUCAACACGGAGAGGGCUGAAAAACGGGCUCAACAAAUGGGUGAAAAUCGUGUGGAACAUGUUGGUGCUACUGCUAGUGUUCUAGCUGUUCAUCAGCGAUUGGGACCUAAAGUUAAUUCUUGUUCGGGGAGAUAUCGUUCACGCAGCAGGAGUCGUGAUCGUGGUCAUGAGCGCAGAGGACGUGACAUGGAUCGCAGAGGUCGAGAAGUGAGUCGUGAGAGGCGAGAUUACGAUCGCAGAUCUCACAAUCGUAAUCACAGCUACGAUCGCAGCCGCAGCCGUGAACAAAAUUACUACAACAAUGCGAUUUGUAAUUAUUGCAAAAGAAAGGGACAUAUUAAGCGUUUUUGUGAUUUGCUCGCGGGUAAACAAGUUAAAAGGGUGAAUUUUGUUGAAGAGGAUACUCCUGAAACUAAACCGGUUUUUGACAAAUUCAACAGAAUCAGAAUCAACAACUCUGAGGAUGAUGAAAGUGAGAUGCAGUGCAUGAAAAUUGGGGAUGAGAAGACCUUAAGUGAGCCGUGUUUAGUGGAUGUUCGAGUUCAUGACAAAUUUUUGGAAAUGGAAGUUGACACAGGGUCAGCAGUUGCUGUUAUUAGCCAACAUUUGUACGAGCAACAUUUCAAUGAAAUUCCUCUAAAAUCUUGCAAUAAACGCUUGGUUGUGGUUAAUGGUUCGGGUUUGGAGGUGCUUGGACAGAUUUCUGUUGAAAUUGGGUUGAAUAAGCGAACCGAGACCGGAAAUUUGGUUGUUUUGAGGUGUUUGAAGAACUUUACACCACUUUUAGGCAGAGAUUGGCUUGACAUGUUCUAUCCUGGCUGGAAAACUCAGUUUUUACCGGCAAAUAUCAUUGGAAAUUUGGAUUACAAAUCAACUGACACAGUUUUAGGGUACCAAGCUGAUCUGACCUUUAAAUCAGAACAACCAAUUUUCAAGAAGGCGUAUCAAGUUCCGUACAAGAUCAAAGACAAAUUUAAUGAGCAUUUGGACAUGUUGGAGCGACAGGGAGUGAUCACACCGAUCAAGGCGAGCGAGUGGGCUUCGCCAGUUAUUGCGAUUGUGAAAAAGGAUGGGGAUUUACGCAUGAUUCAAAUUGGGCGACACGUGGCUACGGCGCACAGACAUCAGCUGAAGGCGUUGCACGUUCCCAAACGUGGGUCCGCGAAGAUGUGUUUUGCGGCCAACAGUUACAAACGCAACUUCUCCUCAAUCGAUGACGAUGGAGGAUUACUCGGGCAUUCGAGGGAUUACGCGGUGUAUCGUAAGCAGAGAAAGGUUGACAACGAAUCCCGCAGUCCUGUUAGAACGAGGUCGAGGGCCAGAUUGGAGAAUCAGCUGUGACACAAUUAGCAGAUCUACCUUUGCGUUCAGGUGCAAGUUCUAAGAAAUGCACAGUCGAACCAAUCAUCAUGAAAAAUACAUUUUUGCGCUGAAUUAAAGUGAAUUUGAAAUUAUAUUUCUUUCUGAUAUUGUUAACAGUGUAGUAUAUAAGCAGUGAAAUGAAAUUAAGUUUAUAUUCUCGAUAAAUAUGAAAUCAAAUACAAAUUAGAAAGAAUUUGCUUUAGAGGGAAGAUCUUGUAGUGUCCAGAUAAAAUUAUCAAUAAUUAUUAACCGUGUUCGGUAAAACCGAUUGAAUAUGAUCGGGAUGAACUCGCAACGAUCGAGUGAGAUCGGGAACGAUCGUGCGAGAUCGUGCAGGUAUAAAAAGCCAUUUUUAUUUAAUAAAAGAUUGAUUCGAAUCUAGCCGUCAGCGAGUACGGAGACAGUAUAAUUCGAUAUUUAACUUAAUCCUAAAUCCGAGUCUUAAAACUAUUUCCUAAUCCCUAUUUAAACUUAUAAGAAGUUUACGCGAGUGAGUAAGAAUAUUAAACUUUUAACACAGCAUCACUCAGUCCUACCAAAACUCUGUCAAUGAUUGCAACUUCUUUGAAAUUUUCAAACCCACAAAACUCAGCCUGAAGUUUAACCGCUUGCACAAACUCCUCAGCGGUUUCGUCUGGUUGUUGAGUCCUUUGACUAAACCGAAACCGUUGUACAAGGUCAGGCUCAGUAAGAUCAAGUUUAAGCUUGAGUUUUGCCACAAUGGUAGCAUAAUCAGCUUUAUCUAAUUCAUCCUUCUUGAAGAGAAGUUUCAAUUGGGAAUAAAUGUAUGGCCCGCAAAGAUUCAUAAAAUGAGAUUUUUGAAGAUCACCCUCCACUUUGUUAGCUUUGAAGGUGUAAUCCAGCCUAUCAGCCCAAUCGCCAAAGGUCGUGCCUUUGCGAUAUUGCUCAAUGCUUGAAGCCAUACUCAUUUUGCC
Culex pipiens pallens (northern house mosquito) is the source of this 2795-nucleotide messenger RNA. RefSeq lists its product as uncharacterized. The coding region runs from base 10 to 1839 and encodes 609 amino acids. Gene Ontology annotation, biological process: proteolysis. The record is from RefSeq and is a predicted model, not a curated record. NCBI's taxonomy places the organism in Eukaryota, Metazoa, Arthropoda, Insecta, Diptera, Culicidae. Gene Ontology annotation, molecular function: aspartic-type endopeptidase activity. The transcript is spliced from 3 exons.